CCGCCCGACCAUGACGCAUCUGCGAUUUGUUGGCAAUCAACAAGCCCUUAACAAAUUCCCAUCGCUUCUUUAAAGAUGCUCGUUGUUUCAGGCUCGACUUCUUCAACGACUUUGCGACCUCAAAUGUUAGCGGAAUCCAUACCCCUUGAAUCGCCUUCCGAGACUUUCCCGAAGUGUGCGACUUGUCAGUGGCACAGGAGAUCCUAGUUGCAUAAUGGCCAAGGAGGAAGAAAAGCACGACGCUUCAACAGAACUCAAAGACCCUACGCAACAGGGUCCGCCCAAGUCGCUAGGCAAAGAAAUCGCAUUUAUCGGUGUUGUUUGCGCCGCUCAGUUCAUGACCCAGGCCGGACUCUCGCUCGCAAUCGCGCCGUUGCAUAUCAUCAGCGAUAGCUUUGGUGCCAGCCCCAAAGACCUCACCUGGGCCUCUGCUGCUUAUAGCUUGACAGUGGGGACAUUCAUCCUCGUAGCAGGGCGGCUGGGGGACGUCUACGGCCACCGAUUGCUCUUCAUCAUCGGCUUUUCUUGGUUCGGUCUGUGGUCCCUUCUGGCAGGUUUCUCUGUUUGGUCAAACCUGGCAUUCUUCAACUGCUGCCGGGCAUUCCAAGGCAUAGGGCCAGCGUUUCUUCUUCCUAAUGCUGUGGCUAUCUUAGGCCGCACGUAUCCUCCCGGUCCUCGGAAAGACAUGGUGUUCAGCCUCUUUGGGGCGACUGCUCCGGGCGGAUACACUGUCGGUGCGACCUUCUCAUCAUUGCUCGCCCAGCGGGUGUGGUGGCCUUGGGGAUAUUGGAUCAUGGGAAUAGCUUGCUUUAUCUUCGCCGGUCUUGGCACCCUCAUCAUUCCUCCCACGCCGCGUGAAAAAUCCCAAGACGACGGAAUCUCGGUAUUUGCUCGACUGGAUGUGAUGGGUGCCGCAACGGGCAUCGCUGCUCUUGUACUCAUCAAGUUCGCAUGGAAUCAGGGCCCAGUUGUCGGAUGGAACGUGCCAUACACGUAUGCCUUGCUUAUCGUGGGAGUCCUGAUGCUCGUCGGUUUCCUAAUUAUUGAGCGCAAGGUGCCCUGUCCACUCCUCCCUAAGUCAUUUUUCAAAAGUGAAGUCGCCUGGGUCUUGGGCUGCAUUGCUGCCGGGUGGUCCAGCUUCGGUAUUCUGGUAUAUUACUACUACCAGUUCCUUGAAGUGAUUGAUGGCAACUCCCCCCUUUUAACAACAGCAAAAUGGUCGGGCGCCUCGGCUUCGGGCGCGUGUGCCGCAGUGGUCACCGGGUUUCUCUUAGGACGUGUUCCACCCAGCAUCAUUAUCUUCAUCGCAAUGCUCGCUUUCAUGGUCGGACAAGUACUGCUCGCCACGAUUCCGGUAAACCAAAUAUACUGGUCACAGGCAUUUCUGGUCAUGCUGAUCACCCCAUGGGGAAUGGAUAUGUCGUUCCCAUCUGGGACAGUGAUCAUGAGCAAUGCCAUGCCCCGGGAACACCAGGGCGUGGCAGGCUCGCUUGUGAACACUGUGGUCAGCUAUUCCAUCUCACUGGGUCUUGGAUUUGCCGGAACUGUAGAGUCAUACGUCAACGAUGGCGGCAGGAACACUUUGAAAGGGUAUCGGGGUGCCUCGUAUAUGGGUGUCGGCCUGGCUGGCUUGGGUGUGCUUCUCGCAACAUGUUUUAUGCUGGUCACUCGGUUCAGGCGAGGCAACUGUGUUCAGAAGAGAUGUCAACCAAAGCAGGCUGUUUAAGUCUUGAGACGACCAGCCGUUAUCAUGUACCAUAAUCCCUAUCC
Messenger RNA from Aspergillus sclerotioniger CBS 115572, 1770 nucleotides. Its product is annotated as MFS transporter. The transcript is spliced from 2 exons. Gene Ontology annotation, molecular function: transmembrane transporter activity. Lineage: Eukaryota; Fungi; Ascomycota; Eurotiomycetes; Eurotiales; Aspergillaceae. Gene Ontology annotation, biological process: transmembrane transport. The record is from RefSeq and is a predicted model, not a curated record. Gene Ontology annotation, cellular component: membrane. The coding region runs from base 215 to 1726 and encodes 503 amino acids.